AACGACGAACAAGCAACAACAAACAUUCUUUGUCCAGUAUUUAAAGGAAGCAGGGCAUUCUUCUUGAACCUACAUUACAUUAAUACAACUCCUAAAUACAUAAAAGUUCAAGUUAACGUGUCAUUCAUCCUCUAGAGGCUCGUACACACGUUUCAUUACACGCCUGGACCCUGGAACCAAGGAGCAUUAUAUAGUCACGUGUGUAAAUACUCUAGACGCGGCCAUCCUAGGAGCUAGGCUCUGCUCUGAACCUUGCAGCUGCAUAAAGUCGAGGUGAAGCUGUACCAAAGCACAACGUCGCUCUUACUUAACUUGGCGAUGAAUCUCGAGUGCGGUGUGCCGAUUGCCGCCUAAACAGACAAUGGCAUCCAGUUCCCCGCCACCAGGUUCAGGUUCAGGUUCAAGUUCAGACAGUGAAAGUGAUGAGGAUGUAUAUGUCGUCAAGCGGAUCCUGUCCGAAGGAGGUAGGGACGAAGAACGGGUAUUCCUUAUCGAGUGGGAGGGGUAUCCCCUUUUAGAAUCUACCUGGGAACCCGAGGAAAAUGUCCUAAGUAAGGACACAUUAAAGGCAUGGCAAGAAGAAAAGCUCCGUCAACGAGAAGGUCUUUCCGAGCCAUUUGACACCGAUGAGUUCGACAAGCUUAAAGAGGAGUAUGACAAGCGCAAACUGAGGCGAGAAAAACUUGGGCUUCCACCACAAUCAAAGACCUCGAAAUCCGAAAGCAAGGGAGAUUCCUCCAGCGAUGAAGCCGAGGAGGCCUAUGUUGAAGUUCCAGACGCUGAAGGAAUACCACUGUCAAAGAAAUCACAGCAAGCUCGGGUAAAACGCCGCGAUACUACUCUCAGUGACGAUGAUACUGUUAUGAAUGAUGCUCCUACAAGUGAAGAUCGAUCUAGAAAAGAGGCCAGACCCACCAAGAACGGGACCGAGACAAAGGCCAAAGUUCACAAAGCUCCAAUAAUAGAAGCACCUAGCGCAACAGGUUAUCAAGGAACGGCUCAUAGAGGCCCGGUCUCCCACUCUGCCGAUGCCCCAAGAGAGCGAUCAGGAAAAGGAAGGCCGCGUACGACCGGACGGGGUAGCCACAUGGCAAUGUCAAAACCCAAGGCCCGAAGAACCAUCGAGAACAGGAUCUUAACUGAAACCCGUUCAAAGGAGGCAAAGGCACCGCAACUCUUUACAAACAAGAGCCAGGAACGCAGAUUCGAAUUGGGUGCUAGGGGGUUGGCAGAUCGUGCUCCUGCGCAACUGCCCCGCCUGAUGAAUCCAGCCGAGUACCGUAUUCGGAAGAAGACCUCAGUGCCAGUUCCCGGGGGAGCUCAAAGCACACAGACGCCAGUCUCUACACCAGGUGACCAACAACCGGUUCCCAGUUCAACGGCGGCAACGGCACCUAUGGUAUCUAGUCCCGAAGAGUUCAUUCCUCAACAGGAGGCUACUGCCGUCGGAUUUGGGGAAGAGCAGCCAAACCACUCUCCUAUUGCCACAUUUCAUCCACCUACUGCACCAAUGGGCUCAACUUCUUCAAUUCCAAUUCACGGCCACCCAGCCAGUUCCGGAGCGCAAGAUGUGGCAAAUGUCCUUCCAUCAGCACCAGUACGAAAAGUAUCACUGGCUAAUUACUCUGCGAAACAAAACGGUGUCGCGCCGAAACCAGUCUCUAUGUUUAAUCAGGCGCAGGGUGGUUUGAGUGAGACUACUCUGAAAUCAUUCUUCGGGGAUCGUCAGGCUCAAGAUGACCCUCUUGUCCUAACAUUUAUUGACGUUAGCGUUCACAACAUGGCCUGGGGGGCUGCGGCCCAACAACUCCGAAGCAAAGAUCUCACCUUCAACUACAUCUGUCGAUCUACAGAUGUCGACAACUUCAAGUCGGAGUUUAAUCCCACUUUAUUGGCAAGAGGGAAGGUUACCGCAGGCACUGGAGAUGACCAGAAAGUCCAAGACAGUAUCUCCGCCCUGGGUGAUUAUUUAAGAGUUAACAUUUCCGGUUUGCUUUAUAACUUGGAGUCUCUCAAUGUUGUCAUAUACCCGACACGAUGUGAAGAAUGGAAAUUUAUCGAGUCCGGUGCUCAGCUUCAGCACAGCGGUCAACUAUCGUUUUUUUCGUUCACCACGCCAUCAAAACUCGUGUGCCCGUCUUAUAACAGAGAGGCAGAAAGUAGGAUGUCCAAAAUGAAAGUUAAUGGAUGUGAGGACUAUCAACUUCUAAGCAGGGCAAUAUUUGGAUUCAGCUACCAAAGUCUCCACCAAGUCGACAAGAAAAGCCCUCGGGACUCGUUUUUUCUCCUGUUCCCUAACAUGACAGCCCCACUUGCAGACCAUACGGCUGCCUGGUUACGGUCCUCAAACAAGGAGUGCAGGAUAUAUACUUGCCAGCAAGCUGGGUCUUGGCGCCAAUUUGUGAAAUACACUGGUAAUCCAGAGGGAGGGAGCCUGAUUAUCCACCACAAGAUGAUCUCCUUGAUUCCGAGAUACCCAGAGCUUCAAAAGUUCUUGCUCAACGGAUUAAACAACGUGUGGUGUAUAGAUGAAGAUUUUCCAAAGGGCAAAUACUUAAUAAGGCUCUUUCCCCAUGGAGGAGCGGUAUGCCUAACCUCGGGAUUCCUAUCCGGAGAACCAGAAAUGGCUCUAUUCUUCUUGAACUGGUUCUUGUCGAAAAGGGGGGGGUCUCGAGCUUCAUCUGGAACUUGGAAGCUACUCGUAUGCCGUGAUAUAUAUAAAUUUGUAUCUGACCAGGCAAUCGGCGCUGCCAAACGAAGAGCGAAACUUCUUGAGACCCUUCCAGCCGGCCUUACUGAUUCUCAAAUACAAUCUAUUGCUACCGGCAUCGGACUAUCAAUGAAGAAUUGCAAAGAUCGUUUCGAUCUUAUGGAUGUGGUAGGCAGACUUGUUCACCCGAAGAACGAGAAGGAAAGAGAUCUCGACGCCGUGUUGCAAGCGGAUGAUACUCGUACCCUAAUAGUAUUUGCGGAUGAAGAGAUUAAGCCGUCCGAUGACCGUGGGCUCAUCCGCUACUUCGCAUAUUGGUCGGUUCUUCAUUUGAAAAAAUUCCGCAAAUUCGUUGCCAUCGGCUCGAAAACAAGCCCUGAAGAGCAUGAGGAGGCGGCUGCACAGCCGCCAAAGAUAUCAAAUUCCUCCGGCACAAAGCCUCCAUCAGAAAACACACCACAGGAUCGGCCUCCGUCUAAGAGCCCUGGGACAUCGAAGUGGAAGCGCAGCUGCUUUGCUUCUGUAGAUGGAGCAGAUGACGAUGACGAUUAUGAGCCGACCAUCGAGCCUCAGCCAGAUACGACUCAAAUAUCAGAGACAGAUGACUUGAACGCCGGCGUCGCUCCAGAAGACUUAAACCUAGGGGUUCUUAAAUUUAUCGUCGAAACGGGUGUAACCUACAUUGUGGCGACGGAUUUCAUGAACCGGGCUAAGGGCAACCACGAACGGGCAAUGAUGCUCUACGAGUUUUCAAAAAAGGCCAAAAAGCAGGCUGAAGAAGCCGCUGGUGCGCCGGUGGCAGCUGAGACGCCGCCGGUUCCUCCUACACCUGUCACCGAUGCAAAUGUAGCGAUCCCAUCCACCGAGGCCGUCACCACCGAAGACGUCGUCAUGGAAGACGCACCACCUGUCGCACCGGACGCUGCACCGUCUACCCCCCAACCCACGGAUACCAAUUCCCCGGCCCAAAACAACGUCCCGGAUGCCCAACCUUCCUCUCAGACCUCAAACUCAGGCAUCAUAACUUCCGAAGCCGGCCUCCGCUUUGUCCCACGCUCCGUGCGCUCAUCUGGCACAGUGCGAAACGAGCUGAAUAUCCGACCUGGCUAUGUUCCGCCGGAGGAUAAAGAGGUGUACAAAGUGAGCCGCGGACGCUCAGGGAGUGUUGAGAGAGCGUCGAAGUCGAGGUCGCGGAGUGGUUCUAGUGGUGUAGAAGAAGGGGGGAUAGGUAGUGGGGCGGCAUCAGCAUCGGUGUCGCCGGGUGGUGUUUUGACGCCUGUUACGCCUGCUACGCCUAGUGAGUGGCGGAAGGAUCAGAUCGAUCGGAUGGAGGGGGUUAAGGGGGCGGAGGAGGGGAAGGGGGAAGGGAAGCUUAGUACGUUGGAGUGGUAUGCGGAGAUGAAGUUGAAGGGGGUGGAAUGGAAUCACAUCGCUGUUGUGGGGUGGGAAGACGCGUUUAAGUUGCUGAGGGUUGAGUAUAAGAAGAAGUGAUACCCUCGGUUCUUUGCAUUGCUGGUUAAUGUUGCUUCACUGGCGUCGGCUAUUUUUUGCGAGUAGGCUAUCUUGCAUCAUUCAUGGAGCUUAGGGCUGGCGUAUAUUUCAGAAUUCAGGGAGCUUAGGACUGGCGCUUAGUUUAGAAGAUAUUGCUAUCUUAUAGCACUAAUCGAAUAGGCUCAGGAGUCAAUAACGUCUAACAAUUAAAG
This is a messenger RNA of Pseudogymnoascus verrucosus, 4413 nucleotides long. RefSeq lists its product as uncharacterized. The transcript has 2 exons. The record is from RefSeq and is a predicted model, not a curated record. Lineage: Eukaryota; Fungi; Ascomycota; Leotiomycetes; Thelebolales; Thelebolaceae. Bases 362 to 4201 code for a protein of 1279 amino acids.